AUGGAUAGAGUUAGAGGUCUCUCCCGUGACAUUGUCACCCCUUCCAAAUGGCCUUCUGCUUGCUCAAGUGACAUUGUCACCCCUUCCAAAUGGCCUUCUGCUUGGUAUCCCCCUGCUCCUGGUUUGCUGAAGCUCAACACAGAUACAGCUGUUCCUCUGGAAGGAGAUAUUAUUGGUUUGGGAGGUGUUAUUCGGGAUCACUAUGGACAUGUGAUUGGUUGCUACUCUAUGGUGAUUAGGGGUCCUAUGUUUGUAGAUCAUGCUGAGCUGUUGGCUGUCCUGGAAGGCAUUCGCUUUGUUCGGCGUAUGAACUGGAGGAUUUCAGUGGUGAAAAUUGACUCUCUAAAAGUUGUCUCCUUAGUGGACUCUCUUUCUCCUUUUGCUUCCUUGACUCCUAUUGCAGAUGGAGUUCACGCUGGUUUGACUAUUACUGGCUGCUCUAAAGUUUUUUAUAAUGUUGUUGAGGACUUGGCUGAUUAG
Asparagus officinalis (garden asparagus) is the source of this 480-nucleotide messenger RNA. RefSeq lists its product as uncharacterized. The record is from RefSeq and is a predicted model, not a curated record. Bases 1 to 480 code for a protein of 159 amino acids. Lineage: Eukaryota; Viridiplantae; Streptophyta; Magnoliopsida; Asparagales; Asparagaceae. Gene Ontology annotation, molecular function: RNA-DNA hybrid ribonuclease activity; nucleic acid binding. The transcript is spliced from 3 exons.